AUGGAAAAUGAAGGUGUCAAACUGUACAAUUCAGUAACCCAACAAAAGGAGGUAUUCAAGCCCCAAAUUCCUGGCAAGGCUUCUAUGUAUGCCUGUGGUGUCACUGCCUACGAUUUCAGCCACCUUGGCCAUGCACGUGCUGCUACUGCAUUUGAUGUUUUAUUCAGAUACCUACAACACUUGGGUUAUGAAGUUACUUAUGUUCGGAAUUUCACUGAUAUUGAUGACAAGAUAAUUCGUCGGGCAAAUGAGCUUGGUGAAGAUCCAUUAUCUUUAAGUAGCCGGUUUUGUGAAGAAUAUCUUGUUGACAUGACCGAUCUGCAGUGCCUCAUUCCAACACAUCAGCCACGUGUAACUGAUCACAUGGAACAGAUUAAGGACAUUAUCACUCAGAUUAUAGAAAAAGACUGUGCAUAUGCAGUGGAAGGAGAUGUCUUCUUUGCUGUUGAUAAAUCCCGAAAUUAUGGACAGUUAUCUGGGCAGAGGCUGGAAAAUAAUAGAGCAGGGGAACGUGUUGCUGUUGACUCAAGAAAACGUAAUCCUGCUGACUUUGCACUGUGGAAGGCGGCAAAGCCAGGUGAGCCAAGUUGGGAGAGUCCAUGGGGCCCUGGAAGGCCAGGAUGGCAUAUAGAAUGCAGUGCAAUGAGUGCCCAGUAUCUGACCUUCAAAUUUGACAUCCAUGGCGGUGGAAUUGAUUUGAUAUUUCCACAUCAUGAGAAUGAAAUUGCCCAGAGCUGUGCAGCUUGUGAAGAGAGCAGCGUGAGUUACUGGUUGCAUAAUGGGCAUGUCACUAAUAAUAAUGAGAAAAUGUCAAAAUCAUUGGGUAAUUUUUUCACAAUCCGCCAGAUUACUGAACGGUAUCAUCCACUGGCGUUGAGACACUUCUUGAUAAGUGCACACUAUCGCUCUCCCCUCAAUUACUCUGUUUUGCAGUUGGAAAGCUCAUCAGACGCUGUCUUCUACAUUUAUCAGACAUUGCAAGAUUGUGAGGAUGCUUUAUUGCCAUUUCAAGAAGGAAACCAGAAGGAAGCCGCUGGACAGAAUGGCAACAUGGUUCCAAUUAUUGCUGAUGCCAAAAAAUGCAUUUCUAGGCUGCGUGAAGAGUUUGAGACUAAGAUGUCAGAUGAUUUGAAUACUUCACCUUUAUUGACUGGUGCUUUCCAAGAAGCCUUGAAGUUCAUAAAUGGUUCUUUGGGCAUGCUGAAGAAGAAACAACAAAAGAAACAACAAUUGUCAUUGAUUCGGUCCCUUACUGAAGUUAAGAAAGAAGUUACAGAAGUUCUGAGAAUUCUGGGAUUGUUUCCUCCUUGCACUUGCGCUGAGGUUUUACAGCAGUUGAAAGAUAAGGCAUUAAAGAGAGCAGGACUAACAGAAGAUGACGUGAUGCAUCUGAUUGAGGACAGAGCAGUGGCAAGGAAAAGUCAGGAUUUCAAGAAAAGUGAUCAGAUCAGGACUGAUUUGUCUGCAAAGGGCAUUGCACUAAUGGAUGUGGGCAAGGAAACAGUUUGGAGACCUUGUGUUCCUGUUGAGAAAGAAGAGAAGGCAUCGACAGUUGCGGAAGAGCCAACACCACCACCACAAGCUGCAUCAAGUUGA
Messenger RNA from Dovyalis caffra, 1596 nucleotides. The record is from the annotation of a GenBank genome assembly. Lineage: Eukaryota; Viridiplantae; Streptophyta; Magnoliopsida; Malpighiales; Salicaceae.